UGAGAAGUUUUGGCCUGUCCCAUUAUUCAUAGCCACAGGGGGCAGGACACGAGCUCCCAAACCUUCACAGGGAAGAAACAGAAGCGGUGGAGACUGUCCCCACCUAUGAGAGGCUAAUGGAGUGCUCCAGGAACUCUAUCCUAUUUCCAACACUAAAAAAGUUUUGCCAUUUGUCAUAUUGAUUUAAAGUAGGCGAUUUAGAGGAUCAAUGACAGGUUAAAAUGUAGUUUAUAUUCGGAAGAAUGGCGUCAAAGGGAAAAUUAAAUGAGACGGAACUUUUGGAAGUUGACAUAUGUGACGACAGCGGCUUGUGUUUUGAAGAAAGUGGGUUUGUAAACUCUCCGUGCGCGUCUUGGGAUGUCUUUGCAGAUUUUCAGCAUUGGACAGGUCCCACCAAAUUUCCCAGUGACACAGCAGCGAUACAAGAGCAGCAGCAAGCCCUACCGGGACCAGCGUCAGGCAAUGCCCGCCCUGCGACCAGCGGCAGUGACUGUGAGGGACCCGAGAUAAGCGGCGCUUCGCGGGCGUCCAUAGUGGACUGCCUGCUGGUGGAGUUGUAUGACACGUACAGUGGAGGCAGUAGGAGACAGGACAGCUGGGACAGCUCCACGGAGGCAUCCGGGUCCGAGGCGUUCAUGUGCCGCAGCAACCCCGCGUCCAACCUCCUUCAGGAGCUCCAGGAGAAACAUACCAGGAGACACCAGAGGAACUACUUGGCCCAAAAAGACCUGGAAGAAUUGCGGUCUAUGAUUCAGGAGGUGAAGUACCGCACCAGUCUGCAGUCGGCCAAACUGAUCAGGCAGUUGAAGAGGCGGGACCGACUUUGCCACAAACUGCAGAAAAACUAUGACAUCAUCACAGCAUGUCUUCAGGCUGUGUCUCAGAAGCGACGUGUUGACACGAGACUGAAGUUCACCAUUGAACCAUCUAUUGGGAAGAAUGGGUUUCAGCAGUGGUACGAUGCCCUUAAAUCAGUGGCAAGGCUCCCCACUGGAAUACCAAAAGAGUGGAGGAAAAGGGUUUGGCUCACAUUAGCUGACCAGUACCUCCACUCCAUAUCCAUUGACUGGGAGAAGACUCUUCGCUUUGCUUUCAAUGAGCGCAGUAACCCAGAUGAUGACUCACUUGGCAUUCAGAUCGUCAAGGAUCUUCACAGGACUGGGUGCAGUUCUUACUGUGGACAAGAGGGUGAGCAGGACAGGGUGGUGCUGAAGAGGGUCCUGUUGGCAUAUGCUCGCUGGAAUAAAAAAGUGGGCUACUGCCAGGGCUUUAAUGUACUGGCAGCUCUCAUCCUAGAAGUAACAGAAGGCAGUGAAAGUGAUGCUCUUAAGGUGAUGAUCUACCUAAUUGAUAAAGUUUUGCCAGAAAGUUAUUUUGCCAACAAUCUGCAGGCACUAUCAGUGGACAUGGCAGUGUUCAGAGAUUUAUUGCGCUUGAAGUUGCCAAGACUAUCCCAGCACCUCCACCACCUACAGAAAACUGCCAACAAAGAAGCUGGAGGCAGCUAUGAACCCCCACUUACCAAUGUUUUCACUAUGCAAUGGUUCUUGACCAUGUUUGCGACCUGUUUGCCAGCACCCACUGUGCUAAAGAUUUGGGAUUCAGUUUUCUUUGAAGGCUCAGAGGUGCUGUUUCGAGUUGCACUUGCUAUCUGGGAACGACUAGGAGAGAGGAUAGAGUAUUGUCAGACUGCAGAUGACUUUUACAGCACAAUGGGUUGUCUGACUCAAGAGAUGUUAGAACAUAACCUUAUUGACCCAGCAGAUCUAAUGCAUGAAGUUUACUCCAUGGCAGUGUUUCCCUUUCCACAACUGGCUGAGUUAAGAGAGAAAUACACCUACAAUAUUACACCGUUCCCUACCUCAGUUAAAUCAAAUGGAAGUGUUGGUCUAGGCAACUGGGAAAGUGAUGAUGAUGCAGACAUGGAUGAUGAAGAUAGUAUGGUGACAGCGCUUGGUUGUUUGGGGCCACUGGGUGGGCUGCUGGCUCCGGAGCUGCAGAGAUACCAGAAACAUCUCAAGGACCAAAGAGCUGAGCAUGGUAAUAUUGCAGAAUUGAGUCCAGGAGCAGUUGGGGGGACUGGACACAGCCGGUCUGAGCAUCAAGCAGCUAUCAACAGCAUGAUGAUGGAAAGGAUGAGUACUGACAUCUAUGCCCUCAAAAAGCAAUACGCCCGAAUUAAGAAGAGGCAGCAGCAACAGUCUAUGCAACUCUGCAUCCGAACAGGACGUGUACCUGAAAUGGCCACAAGUCCAGGGAUUCUUCAGGAUCAUCAACGCAAGAAAGAGAGCGAUGAAACUGAUGAUAAGUGUCCUGCUACCCGCGUUACAACCUCUCAACUCAACAAUUCGACUGUCAUCAACCACCUUCUGUUGGGUCGCAAACCAAAAGCCUUAAGGCCCUCCUCCACACUGCCCGGGCCCCGAGCUGGUACCUCCUAUUCCCAGGGAUCUCCGUCCAGGCAGCGCUGCAGCUCAUUCGCUUCCACUGGAUCUACCAGGAGCUCCCCCUGGCGUGACCACGUUCGUAUGCACCGAAAGAAUAUAGCCAGGGCCCGCGCUCAACUGGGUUUUGAAGACUCUGAAGAAAAGGAGGAUGAGGAAGAAGAGGAAGUAGAUGGUAGAGGAAUUACAAAGGAAAAUGAGUUGGAGGAGAGAGUUGUUAACGAGACUGAAAGAGAUGGGUCAGAUUGUCUUUCUCCAAACCCGUCAGUCACAGGAUCUUCAUAUGGGGAUUCUGUGAAAGUUGAGGAUGAGGUAGAUGUAGCAGAAGUAGAGGACAUUGUGGUGCAGCUACAUACUUUAGACCUCAAAGAUGAAUCUGCAAAUAAAAGCGAUCCACACCCUGAAACACAAGAGGAGAACUUAAGCCAAGGAAUCAACACGGAUUCUGACAGGACCUAUCCAUCUUCACCUCCUGUCUCUCCUCCCAGAAGCCCAUCCCAAGCUUCUACUCCAAUAGACCCCCCUUCAUGCUCCUCCCCUGUGCCUCUCACUACUCCUGUCACUGCCUUAACCUCCUCCCUCAAAUCCUCAUCUUCAAUCAGUUGUCUGUCUUCUGUGGCCACCCCUGCAUCCACCAGCUUCUACCGGACCCCUUGCCCCUCUACACCUGCUUCACUUUCUGCGUCUUCAUCAUCCAAGUCGGACAUGUCCUCUUCUCCCUCCACUCCCUCAUUUGCUACGGUUUCCACUCCUAAGCAGCCAGCCUUCUCGCCUUUUCCCUGUGUAAAGCAGCCAAGGAAAUCUGCAGCUGCCAGAAACCUUGGUCUCUAUGGGCCCACUGCCAAAACACCAACUGUACACUUCCCCCAAAUGAGCCGAAAUUUCAGUCGAUGUGGCACUGCUGCGGCCACCGGGAGGCGCUAAAAUGCUGUAUUAUCAUUCCCUGUAAACAUGAGUACAUCUUUUUUCACCAUGUUGCCUGCUGCAGAUACAGUAUAAACACAUUUUCUAUUUAUCUGGGCAACAUUAUUCUUGACUUAAAUUUAAAUGAUGCAUACAAAAGCUGUAUUUCUUUCCUCUUACUUGGUGCUGUUUAAGGCAUAGUGCUUCAGCCAUAAAUACAGUAGUUUUACUGUCCCUUUGCAUAUGCUCUGUAACACAUAGUAUGUCAGAUUACAGCUUGGACCUGCAUUAUUAUAUCAAUCUAUUCACGCAAGCAGUGGUUAUAAUCAAGCACUUAAACAGACAUGUCUAUUUGAAUAGAAUAUUUAUGAAAUAUCUUAAUUCUGUAGUCAAAAUGAAGUUAAUGCAUUACUGACUACUGUGUACAGUGAAAUGAAUGUUCAAGGGUGGAAUUGAAAUAACACUUACUGCAUACAGCCUCAAUACACCAUGAUCUGAUUUUGUUUUUGUGCAUAUUAGAUAAAGAUUUAUUUAUUAAGAUCAAGAUAUUUGCUUCUGCACUGGUUUCAUAACUUUUGUUUCAUUUUCUUUUUUUGUUUGGCUUAUGGUCAAAAUGAAAUUCUUGCGUAUAAUUUUCUUUGAGGCUAAAUUGAGACUGAAUCAAUCAUAAUAAAAAAUAAAUGGGUAUUACUGGAAAACCU
Periophthalmus magnuspinnatus is the source of this 4048-nucleotide messenger RNA. RefSeq names its product TBC1 domain family, member 30 (gene tbc1d30). The transcript has 15 exons. The record is from RefSeq and is a predicted model, not a curated record. Gene Ontology annotation, cellular component: endoplasmic reticulum. Bases 243 to 3368 code for a protein of 1041 amino acids. NCBI's taxonomy places the organism in Eukaryota, Metazoa, Chordata, Actinopteri, Gobiiformes, Gobiidae.